AGAACUUUACUAUAGCUAAUUAUACUGGAGAGUUUAUAAACCGCAUUACAGAUUCAGACAUUGCAAUUACUAUAACAACUACGGUUUUAUCGAUUUUUGGGUCUAUUUGGCUCAUUUUAGUUAACGGUCGAAACUGGAUUAGAAAUGGACACUUAGAAGAAACAAGGAAGCUUUUGAUUUACCUUACUAUUUCAGAUUUUUUCAUUGCAAUUGGAAAUUUUUCGGGAGCAAUAAAAUACAUCGAAUCAGAUGACAGCAAUAGUUUUAAAGUAUUGGAAUGUAGUUCGGAACGCGAUAUAGGGUGCAUAAUUCAAAGUUUUAUAACAACGUUGGGAUCUUUGUGGUCUUUCUUCUGGACGACUGUAAUUGCGUUCCACUUGCUGGUGACUUAUGAAGAGGCAAUGAAUGGUACUGAAAAAUUGAAGAAGGCCCAGGAAAAUGAGCGUGGAUGCAUAUUCAGAAUGCGCUUUCUGUACCAUUUUAGCUGGCUUAUUCCAGUUAUCAUUAUGAGCAUCGCUGCUGGAUCAAAUGUUCUUGGGUCGGACCUAUCUGUUGGCUCUGGAGCUUGGUGCUGGAUAUCGGCAUGUCUGUCGCCAAAUCAAAGAACAUUUUGGAUGACAUUUACGGGAAAAGGAUGGGAAAUAUUGAUGUAUUUGCUUUGUUGUUUAUUUUAUUCUUGGCUUAAAGUUCGUAAGAUAGAAAUUCAGAGAAGAAACAAAAAAGCAAUCAAGCUACAAAAACUCACACCAUUGACCGACCCACGAUAUCGAAACACGUCAAAUGUGGAAGAACAAGAAACACCAAACACCAAACGCAACUCUAAUGAAAAUAUGAAAUAUUUGUAUCUUUGGCUGAUUGAAAUUUGGCUCCGGAUUCCAGGAACAAUUCGUUACAUAAUGGCUGCCCAUAAAAGACAUACUGGAUAUUCAUCUGCUUACGACAGCGUCGAUGUUUAUUUUCUUCAUUUUCAGUCUUUUGGUGACAGCGCCCAAGCUUUUUGUACAUGGAUGGUAUUUUGUGGACCAAAAUUAAUGGGAAAGAUAACGUCACGUGUAUGCAGACAGCAUAAAAUAGUUGAAGAGAAAAGAAUGUUAAUCGUACAAAAAUAUUAGCAUAAGUCAUCUAUUAUUAGCACUGUCAAUCUUAAUCAUUUUUCUGUGAUUCCAAUAUGUAGCAUAGUGCAUUAAGAAAAGAAAGACCGUUUUUUCACAUUUUGUUUGCAUGUUAUAUUUUUAUUAUACAACAAGUUAUAAAUGAAACAUUACUACCCGAACUAUGACAUAGUUUACAUGUAUUACUUGAAGAUCAGUAUUUUAAUCGAUUUCACCACAAUUUAUGUAAACACUUUUGAAUUCCUAUAUUAUUCUCCUAUUAUUUAAUUUUAACAAAUAGCCUAUCCGCCUUA
This is a messenger RNA of Mytilus trossulus (common blue mussel), 1405 nucleotides long. Its product is annotated as G-protein coupled receptor 157-like. The record is from RefSeq and is a predicted model, not a curated record. Bases 402 to 1112 code for a protein of 236 amino acids. Gene Ontology annotation, molecular function: G protein-coupled receptor activity. Gene Ontology annotation, cellular component: plasma membrane. NCBI's taxonomy places the organism in Eukaryota, Metazoa, Mollusca, Bivalvia, Mytilida, Mytilidae. Gene Ontology annotation, biological process: adenylate cyclase-activating G protein-coupled receptor signaling pathway. The transcript is spliced from 3 exons.